AUGAGAACUGGGAUUCAAGUCUCUGGAAGAAUGAAACUUCUUAUAGGAGUUCUUGUUUUGCAACUUUGUUUUGCAGGUUUUCAUAUUGUGUCUAGAGUUGCACUCAAUAUUGGUGUAAGUACAGUCGUUUACCCGAUUUACAGAAACCUCCUCGCUUUAAUUCUCUUGGCUCCGUUUGCAUACUUCUAUGAGAGGAAAGAAAGACCACCCCUUACAUUUCCGUUGCUCGUUCAGUUUUUCCUCUUGGCUCUAAUCGGAAUCACAGCCAACCAAGGAUUUUACAUACUCGGGUUGUACUAUGCAACACCAGCUUUUGCUUCUGCUAUGCAAAACUCGGUUCCUGCCAUUACUUUUCUCAUGGCCUCUACUUUAAGGCUUGAGAAAGUAAACCUAUCAAGGAGAGAUGGGUUGGCAAAAGUUAUAGGCACAAUUGCAAGUGUAGGAGGUGCAACUGUUAUUACCCUCUACAAAGGAGCUCCACUUGUGCAUCAAGAUGCGUCUAAUGUGAACAAUAAUCAAGAUCUUCUUACCGGGUCGACAAACAUGCUUAACUGGACAUGGGGUUGUAUUUACCUAAUUGGUCACUGCUUAUCAUGGGCUGGUUGGAUGGUCUUUCAGGCUCCCAUAGUAAAGAAGUACCCAGCCAAACUUUCACUCACCUCUUUUACAUGCUUCUUUGGGCUGAUUCAGUUCAUGGUCAUAGCAGCAUUUUUCGAGAGGGAUCCAGAGAAAUGGAAAAUUAAAUCUGGGGAAGAGAUUUUUACCAUCUUAUAUGCAGGCAUUAUUUCAUCUGGGAUUGUGUUAUGGCUUCAAACAUGGUGUAUUCAAAAGGGAGGGCCUGUUUUUGUUGCGGUUUUCCAGCCCGUCCAGACUGUUCUUGUUGCUUUUAUGGCUUUUGCGAUUCUUCAUGAUCAGUUGUACCUUGGAGGAUUGUUGGGGGCAGUUCUCAUAAUGAUUGGUCUAUACUCAGUACUAUGGGGCAAAACAGAAGAACAGAGAAUAUUGGCCAGGGCAGAAAGAAAGGAAGGUCCAUUAACAAAACAUCUUCUUGAUGAUGAUGACAGCAAAAAUCAAGAAUCCACCAAUGUUUCUGACAUCCCUUGA
Molecule: messenger RNA, 1104 nt
Organism: Erigeron canadensis
Lineage: Eukaryota; Viridiplantae; Streptophyta; Magnoliopsida; Asterales; Asteraceae
Product: WAT1-related protein At3g18200
Exons: 7
Coding region: 1-1104 (367 amino acids)
Cellular component (GO): plasma membrane
Molecular function (GO): transmembrane transporter activity
Source: RefSeq, a predicted model, not a curated record